Rubroshorea leprosula is the source of this 1408-nucleotide messenger RNA. Lineage: Eukaryota; Viridiplantae; Streptophyta; Magnoliopsida; Malvales; Dipterocarpaceae. The record is from the annotation of a GenBank genome assembly.
GAAGUUCAGCUUUGAUGCAACAAAUAACAUGGAUAAGUAUGAAGCUAUGCUACUUGGUCUACAGCUAGCAUUGGAGUUGAAAAUCAGUGCAAUUCAAGUAUACAGCGACUCCCAGUUGGUGGUAAACCAAAUCAACUCAAUCUGCGAAGUUGUUGAUCUUGUGAUGGUGAAGUAUGUAGCCUUGGUGGCCGAGCUGAAGUGCAAAUUCCAGAAAUUCUGUCUAAGUAAAAUUCCCCAAGCUGAGAAUGAACAGGCUGAUUCACUCUCCAAGUUUGCCUCUGAUAGCUCUUUAAGUUCCAGAUCCGUUUUUGUGGAGGUCUUAGAUGAACCAAGCUUUAUGAAGCCACGGAUAAUGGAGAUUAACACCGACCUUGACACGCCAAGUUGGACUAAUUCAAUCAUCUCCUUUUUGCGGGAUGGAAUAGUACUUGAGGACAGGCAGGAGGCAAUGAAGUUGAGGAAGAAAGCAUCUCGGUACACACUCGUUGAUGGAGUCAUGUAUAAAAGAUCUUUCUCACUCCCUCUUCUACGGUGUUUAAACCCUUAUGAAGCCGAGUAUGCACUUCGGGAGGUACAUGAAGGUGUCUGUGGGAGUCAUGUUGGUGCUAGAACCCUAGCUCACAAAGUUUUAAGGCAAGGAUAUUACUGGCCAAACAUGUACAAAGAUGCCACUUACUUUGUUCAGAAAUGCUCGAAGUGUCAAUUCUUCGCACAUCUGACUCACCAACCAGCAGAAGAGCUCACGAACUUGGUAGCACCAUGGCCAUUUGCUCAAUGGGGACUAGAUCUUUUAGGCCCAUUUGUGAAAGGAGUUGGUGGUGUAACCCAUCUGGUUGUUGGUGUGGAUUAUUUUACAAAGUGGGUUGAAGCUCGGCCUUUAUCUAGUCUUACCUCCAAGAAGGUCGAAGAUUUUGUUUUCAGCUCGAUCAUUUGCAGAUAUGGGAUCCCGAAUCAGAUUGUGGCUGAUAAUGGAACUCAAUUCAAUUGCUCCUCAUUCCGAGAUUUCUGUUCCAGUUAUGGGAUCAAGUUACAGUUCACCUCCGUUUAUCAUCCGGAGUCCAAUGGCAUGGUUGAAUCUGUUAACAAAUGCAUUUUGGAAGGUAUAAGGCCGAGAUUGGAGCAACAUAAGGCCAAGUGGGUAGACGAGCUCAACAACGUCCUCUGGGCAUACAGAACCACGAGCCGAACUGCCACAGUAGCAAAACCGGUACGCAUACCGGUACGGUAUUGACUACUUUGAAUUUUACCCCUAAUAAAAUUCUUUCAAGUGAUCUAUGUCUUACUGUUCCUUACACUUCUCACUCCGUGUUUGUUAAGAUUCAUUUUACCUCUUAUUCUAUGUAUCUGAGGUCAAUCAGUUCAUCCAUUCCUUGAACCUCACUUUUGUUAAUAAAUGUCACUUCACAUA